Molecule: messenger RNA, 1652 nt
Organism: Anguilla rostrata (American eel)
Lineage: Eukaryota; Metazoa; Chordata; Actinopteri; Anguilliformes; Anguillidae
Gene: tmem18
Product: transmembrane protein 18
Exons: 5
Coding region: 139-597 (152 amino acids)
Source: RefSeq, a predicted model, not a curated record
AAUCAGAGGAAGAAGAAGUAGAAGCAGCUGAAGAACAAGAAGAAGAACGUUAGGCGUUUUGAACCUAUUAUAGCUGAGCUAGUGUACCAUCAUAAAUAUUAUAAGCUACCACGGAUACUUAUAGACUUAGCAACCAAAAUGGCUGAGCUGAAGGAGAAUAAUAUCAGCUCUAUCCCUAUUGAUCAUUUCAGCAAAGGAAGGGUCACUUCUGUAUGGACAUUGCUGAGUUCUGUACAGUGGUCAGAGUCCUGGUUGAUGGGACUAUUGGCAUUCCACGCUGUCUGCUUUACAGUUACUCUGUUGACGUGUAGGUUUUACCGACUACAGAUUUGCCAUUUUCUCAUAAUGGUUGUCAUGGUCUACUCUGCUGAAUACCUAAAUGAGAAGGCAGCUAUGAACUGGAGGUCAUUCUCUAAUUUCCAAUAUUUUGACUCACAAGGAAUGUUCAUAUCUUUGGUUUUUUCAAUUCCCCUCUUAAUGAAUACAAUUAUUAUUGUGAUGGUGUGGGUCUAUAGGACAUUUGAGACAAUGACAGCGCUGAAAACCCUGCAACUGAAACAAAAAGCAAUGAGAGAAAACCGGAAGAAAACUGAAUGAUUUGCGAUGGACAAAGUGGUUGUGUUUAGUGAUACACCUCUCCCCAUGUUGAAAAUUCACAUUAUUUUAAACCACAAGUCUUAUGUUUAUUUGAGUGUGGCAUGAAAUGAAAAUAAUUAGCCAGUCACAGUCAAGAUUGUGGGUGAGUUCAAGUGUGUGUGGGGAAAUCGUGAGGUAAACAGUAAAUUUGGGUUGUAGCAUGCCCAAAGAAAACGGCCUUUUUAAUUUUGAAAGGACCAAAAUUACUGUACGAAAGAUGUGCAUUUAUUUAACUUUGAUAUGAGUUUUAAUUUGUUACUAUAACAUAUUUUGUGUCGCAGAUAGUGCUAUAAAAUAUGAAGUCAGGCUUGGCGGAUUCAUGAUGUUUUAUACUGUCUAGCAAACUGGCAAUCUUUCACUCUGAUUGUAGAUGCUCUUCAAUAUUGCCACAAGAGGGCAAUGGUGUUCCAUUGAGUCAGUGGGUCUUCUGUUAUCUGCAGUAAUAUCAUUAAAGAUGGACGUUCUGUGAAAUGAAUUUUCCAAGAAAAGUGUGGUUCAUAAACCAUACAUCAGUAUAGCUGUGUAACCGGUCUGUAUUUUGUGUAGGUCAAACUAAUGUGGGACAAAUUUUAAUAAUUAAAGUGAAUAAUUCACAAGACCACAGAAUGACUGGUUUAAGAAUGAUAUAAUGUACCAAAAAGUGUUUUGUAACAGCUAUAUUUUAAAAAUAGGUAAUUUAAGGGAGAUGAACUUUCUCAUGAUUUGCACAUUUUCCUGUUUUUUAUUCAUGAGGUCAAGAGUUGUUAUUUUAAAGAUGUUUCGAGCAUGGGAGGAUUUGUUAUCUACUGGAACCGUCUGGAUUAAUAGUAACGGACAUAAAUUAUACAACCGAUCUUUUGUAAUCUUGUUGCACAUGUCAUGAAGAGUAAUACAUACAAUUUUAGCGAUUCAAGAUGGGGGUUAUAGACUAAUGUGUCUUAAGAUAUGUGUUAUACAUUGACGUUGACACAAGGAAAGCCUUGUUUUUAAUAACUGUUUAAAAUGUUGUGCUGCCAAAAUAAGUGUUUUCAAAGGCA